Messenger RNA from Solanum lycopersicum (tomato), 3818 nucleotides. The record is from RefSeq and is a predicted model, not a curated record. NCBI's taxonomy places the organism in Eukaryota, Viridiplantae, Streptophyta, Magnoliopsida, Solanales, Solanaceae.
CUGCAACUAGUUAGUUGGGUAACUCAUGGUACUAAUUACUUUGUGUUGAUGGAAGGACAUUUACUCAAAGGAAAAACAUAAUUAUCGUCGGGUAAAGUGAUUUCUUCUCAUCUGUUUAAGCUUUGGUAAGACGAGUUACCCAGUGUUUGUGUUAUUGGAAAGAAUCUGGUACCUUGAUGAAGUAGUCGAGAGAAAUUGGGAGUGAAAGGUGUGUGUGAUUUGGAGAGGAUGGUAUUGCAGCCUUGCAUGCAUCCCUUUACUGUCUUUUGGAAUAUUGCACUACUCAUAUCUGCAGAAACAAGUACCAUACUUUGCACAUGAAUGUCUCAAAUGAUCUGUUAACCUUUUGGAAGUACACCAAACAUGUGAAACUGCCCAGAAUUUCUAUGGUACGUCUUUCGCUAGAAAAGGAGCAAGAACAUCAAUAAUCAUUGGAUAAAGAUGAAUCUCUGUACCUUCUAUCCUUUUGUACUAUCAGCUCUUCCUCAGUAAGUGUAUGUUAAGACUACUAUAAAUGAAGAAAACAUUCACCAAACAGUUAAGUGUUUGAAACUUCAUUUGCUUGUUGUUCUCAUCUUAUAAAGGUGGUUCAUCUCAAGGUAAAUUUCUUUUCUUUUCAAUAUGAUAUAAGAGCAUAUUGUUGUCGUCAUAGCUAAUACGAGAAGUAAGUGAAUAUAUUAAGCUUGUUUUGUUCUCACAAUCUUCUUUCGAGUAUUUCCAUUUGAUUAUCUGAUGAAGCAUGAUUAUACUUCUACAUGGUCUAAUUCGUCAUAUAGUUUGUUCAUUUCUUUUAUGCUUUCAUAAGAUGAUAUAGCUGUAUUCUGUACAAUUUAGGAAGCAGUCAAUGGUGUCUAAGGAGUUAUUCCCAUAUUUGCCAAACUUUAAUCAGAUGAACAGACCUCGUCCGGGGGUCAAGGGAAAGAAGAUACGUCUGCUGACAAAUUAUUUUAGAGUAUGCUUUCAAGGUGGCAUAAGCCAACUAUAUUCAUACAAUGUUAAUAUCCUAUAUGAAAAUGGGGACCCUGUAACUGGAAGCAACUUAAUUAGAAAAGUGAUUCAUAAACUCUGGGAGAUAUACAGCUCUGAGUUAGGAGAGCAAGUAUUUGCUUCUGAUGGGCAACAGAGCUUGUUCACAACUAGUCUUUUACCACAGCAGAAGCUAGAUUUCACAGUUGUACUUGAUGCUGCAACAUCAAAAAGGUGGAAGACGGAUGGCAACCUUAGUGGCGAUGGAGAAUUAAGUGAGGGUGAUCAAAAGAGGCAGAAGAUUAUAUCCCGAUUCAAAACUUUCAGAAUACAGAUAAACUUUGUUUCCAUCAUCCCCUUUAAGACAAUGCCUGAUGGAAAGCAUGGAGUAAAAUCAAGAAACAAUGAAGUUCUGAUAGCAUUAGACACCAUUUUGCAACACUCUAAUGCAAAAAGGAACAGCCUUCUGCUCCGCCAAUCGUACUUCCCCAACGAGAUGAAGAACUUCAUGGACUUGACUGGUGGUAUCCUUGGAUGCCGAGGUUUUCAUUCGAGUUUCCAAUCUGUUCAAGGUGGAUUGUAUUUCAACCUUGAUACAUCUACUACAACACUUAUACAGCCAGGUCCACUAGUUAACUUUUUAAUGGCCAACCAAAAUGUGGAAAUUCCCUUCAAAAUCGACUGGACUAAGGCAAAAAUCUUGAAAAAUCUCAGAAUUAAGCUAUUACACUCCAAUAGAGAACACAAAAUCACUGGACUUAGCAACAGGACAUGUAAAGAGGAGAAGUUUCUUCUGCGGUUGAGGGGAUCCAAUAAUCAAAAUGACAAUGGCCAGACUGUUGAGAUAACUGUUUAUGAAUAUUUUGUUAGGAGAUGUGGAAUAGAACUCGGUUAUUCAUCAAACUUGCCAUGCAUCAAUGUGGGGAGCCAGCACAAACCCCAGUUCAUUCCUGUUGAGCUCUGUUCGUUGGUUCCCUUACAACGAUUCAAAAAGGAAUUAUCCUUACAUCAAAGAUCCUUAUUAGUGAACAACUCGAGCCAAAAGCCGAUAGAGCUCAUGAAGCAUUUAAAUGAGGAACUUAAAGCCAACGACUAUAACACAGACCCUAUGCUGCGCGCUUGUGGAAUCUCAAUUAAUAAAUCUUAUACUGAAGUAGAGGGAAGAGUUCUAUUUCCUCCACAGUUGAGAGUGGGAAACAAGGAAUAUCUUGCUUCAAGAUUUUCGCGCUGGAGCUUUAACGGCAAGAAGUUUGCAGAUCCAAAAAGCAUUGAAUUUUGGGCUGUGGUGAACUUCUCUACUGGUCAUGACAUACGUGCUUUCUGCAUUGAAAUGGCGAAAUUGGGUGCAAUGAGAGGAAUGCACAUUCAUCCACCAUCAUUUGUUUUCGAAGAGAAUGCUAAGCAUAAAAAGAAACCGGGAUCUGUUCGAGUGAACAAGAUGUUUGAACAAAUAAUUCCAAAAUUUCGCAAGGAUCCUCCUCGAUUCCUUCUUUGCUUUCUUCCUGCAAAGUUUUCUAAUUUAUAUGGUCCAUGGAAGAAAAAGUGUCUUAUGACCUUCGGAAUUCGUAACCAGUGCAUUGCAAAGAACAAAGUUGAUGAAACUUAUCUUGCUAAUGUUAUGUUAAAAAUUAAUGCAAAACUUGGUGGUCUGAAUUCUAUGUUAUCAGCAGAAGUUUCACAGACUAUCCCCUUAGUUUCUAAAGUUCCCACAAUGAUCUUAGCAAUGGGUCUUACGCAUGCCCCUUCUUCACGGUCAGAUUUACCCUCCGUUGCUGCAGUGGUCGGUUCUAGACAGUGGCCGAUGAUUUCUUACUAUAGAGCAUCUACUUGUAUCCAACCACCAAAGACCGAAACUAUACAUUCUCUCUUUAGACCAGUUUCAGAUAGGGAGGACACAGGCAUGAUCAGGGAGCUCCUAAUGGAUUUUCAUGCAAGUUCAGGGAAUAGGAAGCCUGAACAGAUUAUUAUAUUCAGACAAGGUUUAGGUGAAUCUCAAUUCAAUCAUAUCUUUAGCGAAAUGGAGGAAAUUAUUAAGGCCUGUAAGUUCCUGGAUGAGACUUGGUCUCCUAAGUUCACUCUUAUUGUUGCACAAAGAAGACAUCACACAAAGUUGUUCCAACCUAAUUCCAGUGACAAUAUUCCUCCUGGAACAGUCGUUGAUACUAAAAUUUGUCAUCCGCUGUAUAAUAACAACUUCUACAUAUGUGCACAUGCGGCAAGAGUUGGGACUAGCAGGCCAAUUCACUACUUUGUGCUGUUGGAUGAAAUAGGUUUCUCAUCUGAUACUGUGCAGGAACUAGUCCAUUGUUUAUGUUACGUGUCUCAGAGAUGCACCAGUGCUAUAUCUGAAGUGGCUCCAAUUCGUUAUGCUCGUUUGGUUUCAGCUCAGAUGUUAGAAAUUAUGAAGACUGAGGGGCCUGAACUGCCAAUGUUGCACAAAAAUGUGCGCGAUACAAUGUUUUUCUGCUGAUCAUCUGCUAAAAAGUGCAGUUUUCUUUGUGUUAAAAAUGUACUGUUAACCAUUAGGCAAGUCUAAAAGGCAUUGGUUACAUUUACUUUCAGAUUUUGUGAACAAAUUAAACCUCAGGAUGUUACAUCAGUACACAAGGAGGAUCACUAUCUAUUUACUGCAAGUCUUCUUUGAAGAAAACUUCAUGUUGUUAUGUAAGUAUAGUUAAUAUUCUUAAAUUUCGUGCUCAGUCGGAGAAACAAAUAAGAAAAAAAAAGAAAACUAACUAUGAUAAAUUGAUGCAAAUAUAUAUGAAUAACAUAUAUAGUGCAAUCAUUAAUUUGAUGUAAAGAUCGAACAUAAAUAAUUUAUCUUAUGUCCAGGACUCUUCAACGUGUUUGAA